GAAUUCGUGGAACUCAAAAAUUAACAAACAAACCUUGAUAAGCGAUUGUUUUCAGCAUAUUAUUCCAAUUAUAGUUUUAAACAGAAGCCUAAUCCCUUCAGUCGUGAAGGCGUUUAAGUCUGGCAAUUCCUCUUUAGAAAAGCCACAGAACAACAGAUGGGAUCUUGAAUGUGAGUGCUAUAAAUUUGGAUACAGACAUCAAUCUUUGAACAAAGCGGAGACAGAGGACAGAAUAAACUAGUGAAGCGGUACGGCCGGAUUUCGUUCAGCUUCGGAAAAUUACAAAUUUCAUUACCGUCUUCAGCCUCAGAUCCGGAUAAGCAUGAUUUGUGAUCUGUGCAAGACCAGAAAACUGCGGAGAGAAUUUCCCUCAGAUACUGUGACAGAUACAUGUGAUCAUGCGCCUUUGCAUUGUCUCAGGUGUGUCACAAAGUAUGUUGAAAAACAUCAGAGGUGUUCUCAGUGUCCUCAAGAGGUAAAAACCAGUAAUCCACGGUACCGUGAGUACUUGGAGACCCUGGAGAACUUGUUCCCAAAAUACACUGCGCCCACUGCCACGACUGAAAAUGAGCCGUCUACUUCACUGGUUGGUAACGAGACAAUCUCUGUUGUCAUGUUGGGCGGAGACAGUACAGUAGUGGCCUAUAAACCUGGCAUGACAAUCCAAGACCUGAAGAAAUUUGUGCAGAACCGGCUCGGACCAGCUCCACUAAAACAGCGGCUGUUGUACAAAGAAAAAGAGCUUAAGACUGACUUAGGUACAAAACUGGCCACCUUACAAGAUUACGCUAUACAGCCGUUCAGCACCCUACACCUCAUUGUUGUGUUGUACGAGAUUAACCAGUCCCUUGACCAUGCAAUUUUUGACCUGUUUUGGGGGUAUCCCUCUAGAGGGUGCGACUAUCUAGAUGCGUCAGUUCUUAUCUACAGUGGAUCAGCUCUUCAAGGCAUAGUUGAUUACAGUAGUCGUGGUUUUAUCGGUGUUUCACAUUCUGGUGAUGUAAUGGAUCACAAGAAGCGCAUUGGUCACCAUACCAUAAGUGUACAGCUGAAGUCUUUGCCUAGCAACAUCAACAAGUUAUUUUUCACCCUCAGUGCAUGGAAUUCCCCAAACAUUUCAAAAUAUAAAAAUCCCAGUCUGCGUUUUUUCGAUGCCAAGGAGCCUAACAAACAGCUCUGCAGUGAUCAGAUGGGACAUGCCGCAUACUCUCAGGCCAUCAUCAUGUGCAGUUUGUCAAAAAUUGACGGAAUAUGGAAAGUUUUCAGUUUGCGCACACUGUCUGCUGGAAAUGCAAAUAAUUAUUCUCCACUGCAGCAGACAAUCGGUGGCAUAAUAACUCAAGGACUGUGUUAAAUGUUACUGUAAAUCUUUUAUAAGUUUAAGUGAUUAUUCAUGCUGAAAUUCAUACAGAUUAUAAUGAUAUCUCAGCGUAAGGUGUAACCCGCAAUUCAACGGCCAACUGUAGUACAAAAAAAGAUUCACAGACUUAUGUUAUUAUUGGUAGAAAGACUGAGCAGAUAACUAUAGGAGCUUAAACCUUAUUUAGGCUUUAAGUUUAUGAUCUAGUUAGACUACAUAUAGUGCUGAAACCUUCAAAAUCCUAUAUGCCAUUUCCGCCAGGUUUUGAAUGCGAUUUAAUUAAAGAGAAAGUCAAGAGACUAUCAAAAGAGAAAUUGUAAGAGUUUUUGGAGCAGAGUUCAGUUGAAAUGCUUUUUCAGAUAGUGGAAUAGCCAAUGUUACAAAAAGCAUAAUAAAGAACUGCAAAGUUAGUGUUAA
Molecule: messenger RNA, 1777 nt
Organism: Pocillopora damicornis (cauliflower coral)
Lineage: Eukaryota; Metazoa; Cnidaria; Anthozoa; Scleractinia; Pocilloporidae
Molecular function (GO): protein binding
Source: RefSeq, a predicted model, not a curated record